Molecule: messenger RNA, 2289 nt
Organism: Cajanus cajan (pigeon pea)
Lineage: Eukaryota; Viridiplantae; Streptophyta; Magnoliopsida; Fabales; Fabaceae
Gene: QS
Product: quinolinate synthase
Biological process (GO): 'de novo' NAD+ biosynthetic process from L-aspartate
Cellular component (GO): chloroplast
Molecular function (GO): quinolinate synthetase A activity; 4 iron, 4 sulfur cluster binding
Source: RefSeq, a predicted model, not a curated record
GCACCUGGCGGAGGAGUUCCGCUCGCUGCGGGAGCCGGUGGAGAGGGUGAAGCGGCUGCUGCACUACGCGGAGGCGGUGGCGCCGAUGGAGGAGUCGGGUCGGGUGGACGCGAACCGGGUGAUGGGGUGCACCGCGCGCGUGUGGGUGGAGGUGAGGAUCGACGAGGAGGGGAAGGUGAGGGUGGCGGCGGACAGUGAUUCGGAGAUCACGAGGGGGUUCUGCGCGUGUCUGGUUUGUGUGCUGGACGGGUCGGAGCCCCACGAGGUUACUGGACUGACCACUGAGGAUUUGGUGGGCCUCAAUGUGGGCUUGCCCGGAGGUGGUGGGCGUUCCAGGGUGAACACGUGGCACAACGUCCUUGUCAGCAUGCAGAAGAGGACCAAGCAGUUGGUGGCUCAGAGGGAAGGGAAGGUUCCGUUUGAGCCUUUUCCUUCCUUGGUUGUCACUGCUGAUGGGGUUUUUCCCAAGGGUGCCUACGCUGAAGCCCAGGCAAAAUAUCUGUUCCCUGAUGACUUAAAGGUUAAUGAACUAGUCAAUGUGCUGAAGGAGAAGAAAAUCGGUGUCGUUGCACACUUUUACAUGGAUCCCGAGGUCCAAGGCAUUUUAACUGCUGCUCAGAAGCAGUGGCCACAUAUCUAUAUAUCUGAUUCACUGGUCAUGGCAGAUACAGCAGUAAAAAUGGCAAAAGCCGGAUGCCAAUACAUAACAGUGCUAGGUGUGGAUUUUAUGUCAGAAAAUGUGCGUGCCAUCCUUGAUCAGGCUGGCUUCAGUGAGGUUGGCGUGUAUAGGAUGUCAAAUGAGCGUAUUGGAUGUUCUCUGGCUGAUGCUGCUGCUACUCCUACUUAUAUGGAGUAUCUUGAGGAUGCUUCUAGGUCUACUUCUUUGCAUGUCAUAUACAUCAACACUAAGUUAGAAACGAAGGCAUAUGCCCAUGAGCUUGUGCCUACAAUAACCUGUACUUCAUCAAAUGUUGUCCAGACCAUCCUACAGGCAUUUGCUCAAGUUCCAGAUUUGAGCAUAUGGUAUGGACCUGAUUCUUACAUGGGUGCAAAUAUUAAAGAAUUGUUGCAACAAAUGACAAAAAUGACUGAUGAAGAGAUUGCUGUGAUACAUCCUGAGCACAGUCAAGACUCUAUUAGAUCAUUAUUACCUCGACUUCACUAUUAUCAGGAUGGAACAUGCAUUGUUCACCAUCUAUUUGGCCAUGAAGUUGUGGAGAAGAUAAAAGAAAUGUACUGCGAUGCAUUCCUUACUGCCCAUCUUGAGGUACCUGGAGAGAUGUUUUCAUUGGCAAUGGAGGCAAAGAGAAGGGGAAUGGGCGUAGUAGGCUCCACACAGAAUAUUUUGGAUUUCAUAAAGGAUAGGGUUCAGGAAGCUUUGGAUAGAAAUAUAAAUGAUCAUCUCCAAUUUGUUUUAGGAACAGAAUCAGGGAUGGUGACUUCAAUUGUGGCAACAGUUCGUAGUUUAUUGGAACCAGCAAAGUCCUCUUCUCAAAGAGCAAAAGUCACCGUUGAAAUAGUCUUUCCAGUUUCAUCAGAUUCGAUCUCAAAAACAACCUCAAGUUUAUCUUCAGGUCUCAAUUCUGCCAAAGUGGGUGAUAUCAUACUUUCUGUUGUACCAGGAGUAGCUAGCGGGGAGGGUUGUUCCAUUCAUGGUGGCUGUGCAUCUUGUCCAUACAUGAAGAUGAAUUCUCUUAGCUCACUCCUGAAAGUUAGCCAUCACCUACCAGAUGAAGAAAAUAUUCUUUCUGCAUACAAGGCAGACCGAUUUAAGUUGCAAACACCAAAUGGAAAAUCAGUGGCAGAUGUUGGAUGUGAACCUAUUUUGCACAUGAGGAACUUCCAGGCUACUAAAAAGCUUCCAGAGAAGCUCAUUGAUCAGAUUCUUCGUCCCUAAAACAGUAGAAGAUCGAUAUGAUAAACUUGAGGAAUAAUGUGAAACAGAAAUUUGUGCUGCUGUCUUGCGAGCAAUUCCAAGUUGCCACAAAAACGUUAGUAGGCCCGUGCAAGGUCUUUUCAGGCCCGUGCAAGGUCUUUUCUUAUAACACGGUAAUUGUUAGUACAACCGGAUUUUGUUGUAUGAGUAGUUUCCCUUCUUAGCAUAGAGAACUUCUGAUAUUAUUUAGUAAGGUCACAAAAUAUCAAUAGAGAAAUAAAUGAAAUAGCAUUUCUGGUUUAUGCCCCCAGCAUUUUUUGUUUUUAAUGACUGAAAAAAAUUCUAAAUGUACAGUACCGGGUUCAUGGCCUUUUGUAUUAUGUUGUAUUGAAGCGAGGUAUGCUUUUCAGCCC